This is a messenger RNA of Ylistrum balloti, 2445 nucleotides long. Its product is annotated as metallophosphoesterase 1-like. Gene Ontology annotation, biological process: GPI anchor biosynthetic process. Gene Ontology annotation, cellular component: endoplasmic reticulum. Gene Ontology annotation, molecular function: hydrolase activity. The record is from RefSeq and is a predicted model, not a curated record. The coding region runs from base 144 to 1259 and encodes 371 amino acids. The transcript has 9 exons. Lineage: Eukaryota; Metazoa; Mollusca; Bivalvia; Pectinida; Pectinidae.
AAUGACGUAAAAUACAUAUUGUUCGAUUACUGAUAAAGUAAAUGUCAUAGUCAGCUGGAAUCAAUUUACCAAGGAUCGUAUAACAUUCCAUGAAGUCAACACCAGUGUUUCACUAGUCAGAUGAUCUGUAGAUCCAUUUCAACAUGGCAAGAGCUGCACCUAUGUUUUUCCUGUGUGGUCAGAGAUGGUCAUUAAAUGGUGUGUCCCUUGUGAUAGUAGUUCUAACUCUCCUCUGCAAUGAGUUCUUCAUCUAUAUGAUACAGAGUUUUAGAUGGCCAAGCCUGCCAGUAGCUUCUAGGGACCCGAGUAGAACACAGGUGAUACUGUUUGUGGCUGACCCACAGUUACAAGGCUUUCAGGAUGAACCAGGUUUCCCCAUAGGAUCAGUCACUAGAUGGGACAUAGACAGGUUCCUUAGUCAGACCUUUUCCUUGGCACAUGCAUAUGCCCAGCCAGACGUGGUCGUGUUUCUAGGCGAUCUGAUGGAUGAAGGCAGUAAAGCAAGCAAAGAAGAGUACAAAUCCUACUACUACAGGUUCCUCAGUGUGUUUCGUGCAGCUGAGAAAGACAAGAAAGUCUAUAUUGCUGGAGACAAUGACAUAGGAGGGGAGUUACGAGACAUGAGGAAAGAGUGGAAAAUGGAGAGAUUUGAGAAGCACUUUGAUCUGCUGACUGGAGUAGAUAAAUUUGGGUUUAUUGAUUAUAUAAAGAUGGAUGUCCAGACUCAGGGCAUGCCUUUUCUGCCUAAGAGAGAUUUAGCUGAUGAACUACAGAAGAAAAUCACAUCACCGAUUAGAAUCCUUGUUAGCCAUGAAACUGUCAUGCCUAAACGAAAGGAAGAACUCUAUCCACUUUUAAAAAGAUUGAGACCACAACUGAUUUUCUCAGGCCAUUGGCAUAAGUCUGUUGUGUUUGUCUGUGAGAAAUGUAUGGUUGAGGAUGAUUACACUUGGCCUGUUCAUCGCCGAGAACUUACAUGGAUGGAGGGCUAUAUGUCUGUUAACCUGACAAUCAAUCUUGAAGCACUCACAGAGGUUAUGGUGCCGACCUGUAGUUACCGUAUGGGUGAGACUGAUAUGGGAUACGGAGUAGCAGUUAUAGAAUCAAGUGGAGAAAUGAAGUAUGCUGUACUUUGGUUGCCACGACGAUACACGAUGCUAUAUGUUUAUUUAGGAGUUUUAAUACCUCUGUUUUAUGUUCAUGUUCAUUUCAAGUUUCUUCCAUAUAUUAUGAAAAAAUUUUAUAGACGAAAGACUUAGUUUCCUUUCAAUUAUGUUUAAUAUGCAUUCCAGCAUUAUGCAACUUUUAGCUCAGGAUUUGUGGUCCCAGUCUCAAAACGUUUUUCUUUGAGCAAUUAGAGUCAUGUGACUUCUUUCUGUUGUUGUUGAUGAUGGUGUUUAUACCAACAAACAUUUUUUAAAACUUGUUCCAUUGUGGCAUGCUGACAUCCAUCCCUCUGUAAACUUUCUCUUACAACAUUACCAGUCAAUAAUGGAUUACUGUAGUAGGAUAUAAUUCAUACAAAGGAUCCUAGACAUUGCUAUACUAGGACAGAAUACAGAUCCUGCAUGGGGGCAGGUGGCGCCUUGAUAUGGAAAAUAUCCUAUGCUUUCAAAUCAUUCCUGCAUAGAAAUAAUUUUUUAACCUUCUUUUCAUUCAUUGAGGAUUGAAACUCCAUGUUGUAUAGAUAUAUUCUCCAGCCUAAAAAGUCAAAAGAGAAAGAAGAGAACCAGAUUAUACACCCCUGUGUUCAAUAAUCAGGAAACAUUUUAUCUAUCAAGAAUUAUAUUAUACCAAAGAGAGUGCAAAAAUAUUCACUCAAACUAACUACUUACAAUUGAUUUUCAGACUUAGCUCUUCAUCAUCAUCAAAGAGGGACUUUCUCUCGCCUAUGAUAAAGGUAUAUCCAUACCAAGAUGUGUUAUUUGUCAGAUGUAAGAUAACCCAUCCCCUCCUCUCCCAGAUGUAAGAUAACCCAUCCCCUCCUCUCCCAGAUGUAAGAUAACCCAUCCCCUCCUCUCCCAGAUGUAAGAUAACCCAUCCCCUCCUCUCCCAGAUGUAAGAUAACCCAUCCCCUCCUCUCCCAGAUGUAAGAUAACCCAUCCCCUCCUCUCCCAGAUGUAAGAUAACCCAUCCCCUCCUCUCCCAGAUGUAAGAUAACCCAUCCCCUCCUCUCUCAGAUGGAGAACAAAGCCUGAUAUCUGUUAUGGACCAUGUAGAAGCAUAAUACAAUAUAGAUAGACAAGCAUUUUAUUAUUUUAUUGAUGUGAUACUUGUAUUUGUAGGAUGUUUAUGUAGAUUACGGGAUACUAUGAAUAACCUUGUCUAACAAGACAAUGUUAGCAACAUAGAUCAAACACAUUAAGAAGCAUUCCAUCCUUAAACCUAUUUUUUAUAUGACGUGUGUACACAAGAUUGUUUUAUAUCACUCUUCACACUUUGUUG